GGCAACACUGUUUAUUUGACAGCUUUUUCGCGUUUGGUAAAAAUUUCGCGUUUUCUUCUGUUUCUCUGUAAAAAUCUGAAUUUUAUCCUUAAAAAUAGUGUUCUUUUUACAAACCCUUCUUGAUUCGCCUACGAGAUGGAUUUCCAAAAUCGCGCCGGUGGCAAAACCGGUGGCGGAGGCCAAGCUUCCUGGUCGGAAAGCAAUCGUGACCGGCGGGAGCGUCUCCGGCAGCUCGCGCUGGAAACCAUCGACCUGAACAAGGAUCCCUAUUUCAUGAAGAAUCAUUUGGGAUCGUACGAGUGUAAAUUGUGUUUGACGCUGCAUAAUAAUGAAGGAAGCUAUCUGGCACAUACCCAGGGCAAGAAGCAUCAGGGGAAUUUGGCCCGUCGUGCGGCCAAGGAAGCUAAGGAAGCCCCGUCGAGCAUGCAGCCAGAGAAACCCCGAAUCGAACCGAAAAAGUUUGUGAAAAUUGGUCGUCCCGGCUAUCGAGUAACGAAACAACGCGAUUCCGAUAAUGGCCAGCAGUCGUUGCUGUUCCAGAUUGAUUAUCCGGAGAUAACCGACGGCAUAAUUCCCCGACACCGUUUCAUGUCCGCUUACGAGCAGAAAAUCGAACCCCCAGACCGCAAGUGGCAGUACCUAUUGUUUGCGGCGGAACCUUACGAGACAAUCGCAUUCAAAGUGCCCUCGCGGGAAGUGGAGAAGACCGAAGGCAAGUUUUGGACCCACUGGAACAAGGAUACCAAACAGUUCUUCCUGCAGUUUUCGUUCAAGCUGGAACCGAAGAUAAUUCCACCACCGCCGCCCAAUAUGCGCGUGCCGCAUCCAGGAAGGCCAAUGUUCAAUCCGGUUCCGCCGCCACCAAUGGGAAUGGUACCGGUUCCCCCUCAUAUGUAAGUAAUCAAUCAAUGCAUUCAUUUUGAAUAUAUGUGUAUUCGGUACAUGUAAAAA
Messenger RNA from Aedes aegypti (yellow fever mosquito), 951 nucleotides. It is a transcript of the gene Sf3a2, whose product is annotated as splicing factor 3A subunit 2. Gene Ontology annotation, cellular component: nucleus; catalytic step 2 spliceosome; U2-type prespliceosome. The record is from RefSeq and is a predicted model, not a curated record. The transcript has 2 exons. Gene Ontology annotation, biological process: spliceosomal complex assembly. Gene Ontology annotation, molecular function: nucleic acid binding; zinc ion binding. The coding region runs from base 136 to 897 and encodes 253 amino acids. NCBI's taxonomy places the organism in Eukaryota, Metazoa, Arthropoda, Insecta, Diptera, Culicidae.